Echinostoma caproni is the source of this 1077-nucleotide messenger RNA. The record is from the annotation of a GenBank genome assembly. NCBI's taxonomy places the organism in Eukaryota, Metazoa, Platyhelminthes, Trematoda, Plagiorchiida, Echinostomatidae.
AUGGCGGAAGCGAUCGAAGCAAAACAGUGCUUCAAUUGUCAGGCUAAGUUUUAUUCGGAUGACGCCUUCUGGGAUCACGUCUACAAUGUGAACUGUGGAUCAGAUACAAACGUCGUCGGUUCCACCUCGACGAAAUCAAAAUCAGAUGAACCGAAUAAAGUUAAUGGAGGUAUCUCCGAACAGGGUGAUGGCGUCAAAUCGUCAACCACGACCGAUCCAAGUACGCAUUUCGAGUGUGCUCUUUGUUGUAUUCAAUUUCCAUCAAGUGGCGAGUGGUACGCGCAUUCGAAAUCUGAUGAACACCGCAAUAAGGUGGCCGCAGCUGCGGGGCAUUAUGCCAGUGCAACUAGCACGAAAAAAGAUAAACCAGCUACGGAGUUUAAGACUGACGCAAGCGAAGCCCCAUCCAGAGCAUUUUGUGAUGAAUGUCAAGUUCCACUGCCCUCGCAUGAAGCUCGUGCGAUUCACGUAAUGGGUAAAAAACAUCAAAAAGCGAUGAACCGAAUUCUCAAAGAUAACCUUUUCAGUGGACAAACUGCUCUCGGGUUUAGUGAUGCUUCCACGAGUUCAAGUUGUUCAAUGCAAGGGAUGGAUGAUAUCUUGACACCCACAGUUGUGCUCAAUAAACCCGUAUCGGUGCCUCUCCAAUCUGAGCCCCCGUUGAAUUGUGAGUUCUGUCGUGUAUCGUUGUCCGAUUUACAGGAAGCACAACAGCAUGUAUCUGGACAGCAACACCAAACGAACGUGAAUACGGUGUCCAGUUUAAAAAUAAAACAAUCAUCCAAUAUUUCUCCUUUGUUGAUGGCUCAUCUGAAGAUAUCUGCACCUACCCAGCUAGACGAGCUAAUUGGACUUUUACGCCGACUCUGUUUGGCACAAUUGACUUCUUUAAUGUACCAACUGGAACAAAGCAUUUCAGCCGGUAAAAAGAAACCAGUCGAUGCUGCAUCGGUGAAUUUGUUGGGCGAGGAAAACUUUUCCGGUGUAAGUACACAUGACUUGUUGGAAUUGUUUCGAUCGGUUUGUAAAGAAGAACUGGAACUUAUGCUAUCCUCUCGUGUUCCAGCAAGGUAUUGA